Molecule: messenger RNA, 6308 nt
Organism: Oncorhynchus keta (chum salmon)
Lineage: Eukaryota; Metazoa; Chordata; Actinopteri; Salmoniformes; Salmonidae
Product: disks large-associated protein 4-like
Exons: 14
Coding region: 614-4129 (1171 amino acids)
Biological process (GO): signaling
Cellular component (GO): postsynaptic specialization; glutamatergic synapse
Molecular function (GO): molecular adaptor activity
Source: RefSeq, a predicted model, not a curated record
GUUGCUGCAUCUCUGCCUCGCCUGCCUGCCUGGCCUCACAGAGCCCCUGUCUCGGCAGUCUCCCUAAUGCAAACGUAUAUGCACUGCUCAGUAAUGGGGAUCGCUGUGAACCUGGGCGCUUGCAUUUCCUCUUAACGGAGAGAGACGGACGAAUAACAGACUCGACAUCGGUAAAGUGUGCUAUUUAAAAACUGGAGCACUGCGUUCGUUUAUCAUAUUUGUGUUUAUAACCGUUUUUAUUUAUUCUCAAAACGUUGCUGCCGGUCUUCAAAUAUAGCCCGAUUAGGAAGUUCUCGUCAAUAAGAGCAGGAUAAUCGCACAUCAAGUCCAGCUCAGUCUUUCUCCAGACCGAUAGCCGAUUUGAGGACUCCGAAGGAUUUCUUUAUCUAUUGGCCACUACGUCCAUGUCUUUGAAGACGGAUUAUCCAAACCAUAAAACAAGGAAACUCCUUCCUAUCGAGACCUUGGCUCCCCAAGAAUGAGCUGUCAAUAUCAUUCACAGCUUUGUGGAAGAUACCUGUGUCGCUGAUGUUUAAGCCAAGGACUUAUCCUCCAGGCCUGUCGUCUCUUCCCGGCUGGGGAGUCUUCUAGAAGGGGGCCCCUCUUGACCACAAUGAAAGGGUUAGGAGCCAAACGCAACCGCCAUCUGUCUGACUCCUGCGACCCCACCCAGGGCCCCCCGGAGCCCCUGUACUCACACCAGGCCUCCACCCUGCCUCGGAGCCCCUAUCUCCUCAGCCCCACCAGCAUGGACCACUACGGCACCAUGGAUCCCCGCCACUACAACCCCAGUAUGGAAGCCCACCACAACCAGGGAUCCCUGCCCCCGGACUACUCCCUCCCCCUCAACAACCAGCUGUCCAACAGCAGCACCUUCCCCCAUGUCCACUACAACUCACAUUAUGACCCCAGCGACUUCUCCCCGCCACAGGAGGACAGCAUCGGCGGCAUAAGUACAGGAACCCUGGGCACCUCCAUGUCGAUGGGGAUGGGGAUGCAUGGAAUGGGGGGCCUGCAGAGCAGCCGGGGGGCCAUGAUCACCAGUGGUUCUGCUACUAUCUCCGGCGGGUCCAAGAUGAACCGGCAGUUGCAGCCCAACCUCUUGGACCAGUUGGACCAGGGGCCUCGUGACGGCUUCAGCACGCUGCAGUUCCACCGGGGCACAUCGGCUGCCCUCUCCGUCGCCUCCAAGCAGCGCACCGACAGCCCCGGGCGCAUCCGUAACCUGAUGUGCUCCGUCCAGAAGCUCUUCGCCAAGUCACAGUCCAUGGACGGUCACAACCUCAAGGGCGUCAACGGGCGUUCGGGGACAGGUAGCGGUAGCGGCGGGACCUCGUCUGGAACCGAGGACAGUGGGAAGCGGGACCGGCGAGCAAAGAGCAAAGACCGGGGCGGAGCCAAGUCAGAUGGGGGCGGGACGGGUAAGCGGCGGCCGCGUUCCAACAUGUCGGGCUACUGGAGCUCGGACGACCUGGACAACGCCGACCUCAGCAACUACCGCAACCCCAUAGCCAUGACGCUGGGACGCCCCACCACCCAUGCCACCCAGCACACUACCCAUGGUAUUACCUACGAUGCUCAGCAGGGGGCACUACAGCAGCAGCAGGGACAGCAGAGCCGCUACGUGGUCCACAGUGGCUACAACACCAUUAGUUCGUCUAAGAGCAGCAACGAAGUCAUGAAGUACCAGCAGAUGCUGGCAGGACCCGGAGGUGGGGGAGGAGGGGGAAGUGGGGGAGGAGGGGGAGGAGGGAUCAGCAUGGGAGUGAACACCAAUGACUUUAUAAAGGGAGGUUCGUGGUCGACGCUGACCCUGGGUCAGCCCAGGCAGGUGCUGCAGAAGGGCCACUCGGCUACCCUAGACCGGUCCAUGCUCAAGUCCAAGUCGUGCCAGCAGGAGCUGGCCUGCCACUACCUGCAAGUGGGCCGACAGGGGGACUGGAGUAGCACGCUGGGCCGCAGCGGAGGAGGAGGAGGAGCCAAUGAGAUCCCAUGUCGGCGCAUGCGGAGUGGCAGCUACGUGAAGGCCAUGGGUGACCUAGAGGACAGCGACGACUCAGACGGCAGCCCCAAGCCCUCGCCCAAAAUGGCUGCCCGCCGUCAGAGUUACCUCAGGGCCACCCAGCAGUCUCUGAGCGACCAGCUACCGCCAAGCAACUGUCUUCCGUCACUGCGAGAGCUGUCUACUAAUCGUAGCCUGGACAACCUGGACUGUCUGGGGGAUCCGGUGAGGGGCUCCCUGUUCCCCCGCUGGGACGAUGAGGACCUCAGCCAGGGAGGCGGCUGCAGCACCCUGGGGAGGAGCAGCUACAUGGGCCAGCUGCAGGACCUGGAGAUGAUUAGCCAAUGCUACGACGAUAGCUGCUCUGAGUCGGCGUUCCGAGAAUCCCACACACUCUCACACUCCCAUUCCCAGGCGGUAGAGCCUCCAGAUCUACCAAAGCCCACGUGCUUCCGAUCCCGUAGCCAUAGCUACCUGCGGGCCAUCCAGGCCGGAUGCUCACAGGAUGACGACACUGCUUCCGUGGACUCGGAUUCACCGCCGCCCACCGCCACUACCGUUCACACCUAUAGCACCAGCACUGUCUCCACAUGCAUCACCACCUGUAAGAAGCCUGUGCCACCACCCGUGCCGCCCCGCACCACUUCCAAGCCCUACAUUUCUGUGACGGUGCAAAGCAGCACUGAGUCAGCCCAGGACACCUACCUGGACCACCAGUCUGAGCGUGAUCGCCGCAGCAGGACCAUUACCAGUCAGUCCAGCCAGGCCCACAGCAACUCCUCCGACAGCCUCGACAGCACGCGCACCAACAGUUUGGCUCGGGGUCUCCCUUGGCCCAUCCCCGUCCCUGUCGCCACCCCCCGGGAACCCCUCACCACCACCACCGUCCACCACACCACCACCGGGACUGACACCAACGACUCCCAGCGUGAAGCCUUGAAGACGACGGGCACCAACAGGGGGAACUUGAUGGCAGAGGAGCCCCUUGCGGACAUCGUGCCCCGGAGGAAGCUUUCCUCCAUAGGCAUACAGGUUGACUGCAUUCAGGAGGAAGUCCAACGAGUGGAGACACCGACACCACCAUUGGCCAGAUUCCAGUCAAUCGGAAUACAGGCGGACGACGGCUGGCAGCUCAGUCGCUCCAGUAACAUGGCUUCCAAGCAGGAGACAGACUCAGACCUACAGGACCUCCCUGUCAUCUCCCACGCCAAGCCCGUCCCCGAGAAGAAGAGCAUGGUCAACAACGCCUGCCAAUCCAUGGACUCUCCCCCGAGCGGCGGCCAGUUCAGCCAAGGCAACGGAUCAAAUCCCACCGCUGACAACAGUACGUCUCCACCUCCGCUACGGCAGUUCCUCAACCGCUCCACCACACGGUCCUCCUCCGACUCCUUCGCCGAGAGCCUGGAUCCGGCCCUGGACCCCUCGUUCCUACCCCCUCCGGACCCCUGGCUGGAGAGUGGGAAUGAGACUGGGGGCAGUGGGAACCCUAACGCGGUGCCCCCUCCAGGCCCUGCAUGCCGGCGGGACGGCCAUUGGUUCCUCAAGUUGCUGCAGGCAGAGACGGGCCGCAUGGAGGGCUGGUGCCAGCAGAUGGAGCAGGAGACCAAAGACAACCAGCUCUCAGAGGAGGUGUUGGGAAAAGUCCGCAGUGCAGUGGGCAGUGCUCAGCUCCUCAUGACCAAGAAAUUUGAGCAGUUCAGAGGACUGUGUGAACAAAACUUGAAUGUGAACGCCAACCUGAAGCCCACAGCCCAGGACCUGGCAGGCUUCUGGGACCUGCUGCAGCUCUCCAUCGAGGACAUCAGCCUCAAGUUUGAUGAGCUCUACCACCUGAAGUCCAGCGACUGGCAGCCCCCUGCUGUGGCCCACUCGCCACCCGAGCGGAAGGAGGAAAAGAAAGAGCCCCCUCCUCCAGUGCCAAAGAAGCCCGUUAAGGGGAGGCCGAUGCUGGGACGUGAGAAGAGCGUCGACUCCGCCUCUUCCACCUCUUCAGCGGAGAAGCACCGGACGGAGGCCCGCAGGCGACUGCUGGCCGCCAAGAGGGCCGCCUCGGUUCGGCAGAACUCAGCCACGGAGAGUGCCGACAGUAUUGAGAUCUACGUCCCCGAGGCCCAAACACGUCUCUGAGAGAGCGAGAGAGGGGGAGAGGGAGAUAGGAGGAACUGCCUCUGAGAUGGAGGGGAGGGUUGGGGUCUUCUCGCCAUACACACACAGGGUAGGCUGGUCCUGGUGGCAGCAAAUCUAGAUUAAGUGAGAAAGAGAGGAAACAAGAAAAUAAAAACUAUUGGGCUGUAGACUAUGGGGAACUCUCGUCUCCUCUCACGAGGCUGCCAUGGAAAAACCUCAACCGCAAACUUUGUUACUAUUGUUAGUACUCUUGAUUACAAAAAUUAUAAAAAUGGUUAUUGAUGAUGAUAUUAUCUCCUAAAGAACCUAUAUCAAGACUGUUUUAGAUGUACCUGUAUCUUGGCUGUAACAGAUCUAAUAAGCGGACAGAGUAAGCAUUUGUGCUUUCCGCCGCUCCUCCCUGACUCCCUACCCAUGCCUUGGCCAACACGUAGUUUGCACGACGCCACCAUGUGGUUUAAUGUACACACUUACUCAGAGGAGCACACACACACGCUUCAGACCCUCAGCUAUCUAUGUCUUCCUGGUGCUUUUUUGUUUGUUUUUAUUUGUUUUGUAAGAGCCCCUUGCCUGCAUUCAAAGCAGUUCUAGAUUCUUAAGAGGUUUUGGAGAGCAAGGAACCGAGAACUAAGGGUGGAAAUAACAAGUAUCACCACUUGUAUAAGUGAGAUCUAUUGAAAAGCACAAUUGAUGUUUACUUAGUUCAUUUUUUGUUUAAAAAAAAGAUGUAUUUUUAUUUUUUAUUUAUUCAACAUUUUAGGUACUUUUUAACUGACUCAAAACAUACUCAAAACAUACUCACAAGUCACAAUAUUUUCUGGAAUGUAAUUUGGAUAUCCUAUUAUUCCAUUGAGAUUAUAUAGUUUUCUGCCAUUUUAGUUUUAGGAUGUAUUCAUCAGCCAAUGUCCACAGUCCCAUGACAAUGGCCACGCUUUGUACAUUAAUUUCUUUGUAUUGCUCUGUGAAUUUAUUUCUAGGUCAUAUUCAUUAUGCACUUAAUCAGUUUCACCUUUUGCUACAGUGUGCCCUAAUGAAUAAUAUCAUGGUGUGGGUAUAUCAGAGCAAUUGAAUAUAAUUCAGGUUUGAGUGAAGGAUCAGGCCCCCAUUGAGAACAAUCCCACUGUGCAAAAUGUGUUUAAGUCUGCAUUGUUUCCUCGUUGUUUCAAUAUCCUUUACCAGCGUAAUGAUGUUGCAUCAUUGUGGCUAUUUCAUUGAACAUUUAAAAAGCCAGUAGGUUUUUAAAGUAGGUACUUCCAGCAACUCAAGCUGGGUUGCAGCAGCAGCAAUAUCACAGGAAUUGAAAGGUUAGAGGGCUUUCUUUCCCCCAACUUCUGCCCAGCGUCUCUCUCUGCAAUGAACCUUUUGUUGUUUUGUCGUCACUGUAUUUCAAUGAGUAAAUUAGUUGGCACGGAUGCAGGUGCGUUUCCCACAUGGGACCCUCACUCAAUAUACAUGGAAAACAUGUGGUCCAUUCCACCGUGAAAUUCCAGUCACUCCAACCAUGAUUUGAAAUGCCCUCCUAUAGAGAAUUUAAAUGGAAUUACGCCCAAUUUGGACUUGUAGUUAAGCAUUAAUUAACUUUGACUAAUGGCUGCACACUGCACUCGGCAAUGGGAAUUUGAUAUUGAUACGUUACACUGAAUAUUCGGUACUACUAUAGGUAUUUGCUACUGCAGGUAGCCGAGCGGCUAAGAGCAUUUGGCCAGUAACCGAAUGGUCGCUGGUUUGAAUCCCCAAGCCGACUAGGUGAAAAAAUCUGUCUGUGCCCUUUAGCAAGGCACUUAAGCCUAAUUACUCCUGUAAGAUUAAAAUCAUGUAAGUGUAAUAUAUUUUUCCACAUCAUGGAUCUUGACCAGACACCCUCUUGGAGACAAGGGAAGGGACUAGGAGAGGAAACCCUGUCUGACUAUUGAGAUGCUUCAGUGACACUGUGUGAAACCAGGAAGUUGUUAUUUUAUCUUCCUAUUGGUCAUAUUUUGCACUACAUCUCAAAUGUCCAUGACACUUUUGGAGGGAACAAAUUCAUCCUGGAAUGAAGAAGAAACGCAUAGUUUUUUAAAAUUGUUCAACCAUAUUGCUAUCUACCAUUGUUGUUUUUGUUAAAUAUCAUCCCCAAAUGACUACACUUUUUUAAAAUUGAGACAAAUCAUUAAAUCUCUAUUACAUUACAUAAAUGUAA